This is a messenger RNA of Corvus hawaiiensis (hawaiian crow), 816 nucleotides long. RefSeq names its product neuritin 1 like (gene NRN1L). The transcript is spliced from 3 exons. The coding region runs from base 183 to 650 and encodes 155 amino acids. Gene Ontology annotation, biological process: neuron projection extension; nervous system development. Gene Ontology annotation, cellular component: plasma membrane. Lineage: Eukaryota; Metazoa; Chordata; Aves; Passeriformes; Corvidae. The record is from RefSeq and is a predicted model, not a curated record.
CCUUUCUCUUCCUCUCCCACUUUCCCCUUCUCUUUCCCCUUUUCCCUUUCCUCUCCCCUUUCUCCCCUCUCUCCCACUGCAGUCGGAGCAGGGACUCCAGCUUGAUGAGCUUUUGCUUUGUUUUUUUUUUCUGUUGUAGUCACAAAUUAAUCUUUGCUGUCAGGGGAUAAAGGCCGGGACAGAUGGCUCCGGGGAGAGACCGGGAGGCCCGAGCCACGAGCCAGGAGCCCGUCAGCAUGGCGGGACAGUGCGACACCAUCUACAAGGGCUUCGCCGGCUGCCUCAUCAGCCUAGGGGACAGCAUGGCCCAGAGCGUCCGGCAGCAGCAGCAGGAGGAGGGCGGCGAGGAGGAGCAGGAGCUGGACACCAUCUGCAAGUCCUGGGAUGACUUCCACACCUGCGCCAGCGAGGUGCUGUCCAGAUGCCCCGUGGAAGCGGCCACCAUCUGGGAGUCGCUGCGCCAGGAGUCCCGCAAGAUCCAGUUCCAGGGGAACCUGCAGGAGCUGUGCAGCGCCCGGGGCCGCCUGGCCAGCGCCCAGGGCUCGCCGGCCGCUGAGACCAACCAGGCCACGCUGCGGGGCUCGGCCACCCCCCUGCACCCCCGUCUGCUGGCCCUGCUGGCCCUGCCGCUGCUGCUGCCCCGGCUCUAGCCCUGCUCGCCCGCGGGGUACCCAGGUGAUGCCGGGUCGGUCCCCCCGGGUGCUGGCCGGUCCCCGCCACGCCCACCUCCCUCCCGGGCAUCUCUCAUGGGGCAAGGUCCUCUCCUGCAGCACUUCAGAUGGAUUUAUAUUUAUAUUAAAAGACACUUUUACAUUU